This is a messenger RNA of Ostertagia ostertagi, 531 nucleotides long. NCBI's taxonomy places the organism in Eukaryota, Metazoa, Nematoda, Chromadorea, Rhabditida, Trichostrongylidae. The record is from the annotation of a GenBank genome assembly.
AUGGGUGGUAGCCUCACGUUGGUAUCAUCGGGAACUAAUGUCAAUCAGCGAUCCAAUGAACGACCAGAAAAUCGACGUAAAAAAAUCGAAUUCAGAUCCUCAUUAAACAUAAAGUUUCUCCUCUUUUCGAUCGAUAUGCUGAAUCUAAUACUGCAAAUCAUUGAAUUGCUCAAUACUCUCGUGGUCGGAGGUAGUGUGCAGUAUUGGCGCAGGAAUGACUCAUUCGAGCGCCUACAUGGUCUGGAUCAGCAUGAAUUUCGGGAGCUUCUUCGUAUGCCGAAAAUGGGAAACCCGUUGUACAACUUCGCCGGUGCCGUACAAUAUUUCAAUUAUCAAGCUUGGCUAGCGUGUUCCGUAGCCAUACAAAACCACAAAAAACCUAGUAACAAGGAUUCAAGUAUGCAGCAAGAGCGCUACUUACUCAUUGCUGUGAGAACUGAGGACAAAAACAGUCAGAGCGAGCAAAGAAAGGCAGGCAAACGAAAAAAAAUAAAGAAAAACGGCAAGAAGUCAGUGGUUGAGUUGCAUUAA